This is a messenger RNA of Bolinopsis microptera, 3098 nucleotides long. Its product is annotated as intersectin-2-like. Bases 15 to 2558 code for a protein of 847 amino acids. Gene Ontology annotation, molecular function: calcium ion binding; protein binding. The record is from RefSeq and is a predicted model, not a curated record. Lineage: Eukaryota; Metazoa; Ctenophora; Tentaculata; Lobata; Bolinopsidae. The transcript has 14 exons.
UUGUACAAGAUGUGAUGACUGAAAACACCCCCGGGAAGAAGGCAGCCAUAUCUCAGUUCCAAAUAAAGAAUGUCACUGAUAUUACCACUGAACCUGUCACACCCGUUAAGAUAGCCCCUCCCCCUGCUACUGUUAAACGAGCUAAGAGUCUCAAAUCAGAUAGAACGAAAUUCAAGAGGUACGUUAGUGUGCCACACAAGAACAGAGAUACGUUCACCCUGCCACGGCAAGUAACUGAUCCCAACAUAAAACAAAAAGCUGAUAACAAAAAACAGGAACCUGAAUCUAUAGAACACAACAACAACAACAAGACAUCUGAAAAUGGUGCAGAUACAAGCAUUGAGCAGGAGAGUGCGGUUACGGAGACGAAGGAAACUAAACCGAGCAAUGGUAUAAGCAAGAUGCCUGAGACAGCUUCCUGGCAGAACGUAGUAAACACCCACCGUCGUGGCAGCAGUAUGACUUUCGUCAGCACGCAGAAUUGGGCGCAGUUCGAUGUAGCCCCUGUUAAAGAGAAAGAGCCUGGAUUUGACUGGAAUAUCACUGUUGAUCAGUGGAGUAGUUACGAGGAGGCGUUCCAUGGUAUAAAACCGCUCCAUGGUUUUAUAUCAGGAAAACAGUCGAGGGAGUACCUAGUCAACACAGGGCUGCCAAGGGAGUCGCUUGCUAAAAUAUGGGAUCUAGCCGACAUGGAUCACGACGGCUCCCUCUCCUUGGCUGAGUUUGCAGUUGCAAUGCACUGUAUUUCUUGUAUUUCCGCCGUUUCUUCAGUUCAACUACCCGUUCACGUGCCUCACAAACUCAGAGACUCUCUCCUUUUUCAUGUCAGCAAUAAUCUCCUCUCGUCCAUCAAUAAGGCAGAAAACAAUAAAAGCCCCGAGAAGUCGUCUCUGAAGAGCAGUGGGAGCACAUCAAAGGGUGCAAAUGUAACAUUUCGCGAGGAAAACAGCACGUGCGACACACUCCCGCGCCAGCGACCACGCCCUUCCAAGAAGCUUGUCACGACAACACCUCUCCAUCUGAAACCUCAGCCAGUGCUGAGCAGCUCAUCUUACUACUCCAGUGACAAUUCAGAGGAGGAGAGCGAACCUGUCUCCCGAAAGUUAGAUUUGUCAGACAUGUCGGAGAAGAAGAAACACGAUAAGAAAGAGAGGAGGGAGAAGAAGAAGAAGCACAAGUCAAAAUCGAGUGAAUCCGAGUCGAAGAAUGAUGUUGACCAUUCUCCUAACCAAGAACAGGCACUAAGUGACACAAAACUGCCGAUCAGACGAGAAAGGACUUAUGAAGAAGUCGGGGAUUUCAUAACUAAGCUCGAGAUUCAGGAAGGAGAUGACGACGUAGAAGCUCUGCUACAAAGUAGUGAAGACGAAGACAAAGUUCCAGCUCCACCCCCGCCUGCUUUGUCUCCAUCAACUAAAACGAGACGACCCUCAAGACCAGAUAUGGGACCUCCGCGCAGGAGGCCCUCUUCGGCCGCUCCUACUGGCCCUCCUCCCUGUAGUCCCCCUCCCUCCAGUCCUCCUACUUCCAGUCCACCUCCCUCCUCACUUAUCCUUGUUGAGGAAAAAGAAGAAGCGGAGGAAAAAGGAGAAAAAGGAGAAGAAGAAAUAAAAGAAGAAGCUAAGGAAAAUAUAGAAGGAGCAAAAGAAAUAAAAGAAAAAGAAGUAAAGGCAGUAAAAGAAGAGAUAGAAGAAACAAAAGAAGAAGUAGAAGAAACAAAAGAGGAAGUAGAAGAAACAAAAGAGGAAGUAGAAGAAACAAAAGAAGAAGUAGAAGAAACAAAAGAAGAAGUAGAAGAAACAAAAGAAGAAGACGAAGAGACGGAAGAGGAAGAACAGGGAUCUCCAGUAGAGGUUACCACUACUUCAGCGGAAGAUGGGGAGGUGACGUCUGGUUCUGAAAAUAGUGUCAAUCAUGACCCAUCAGGGUAUGAGAGGCUGGCUGACGAGCUACCUGAAGCUGAGCUCAUGGAAGCUCCAACAAUAGUUCUAAAUGAGGGAGAGAUGAUCGAUAGUGAUAGUGAGGAAUCCGGUGAGGAUGAUAAUGACGUCACGCCCCGUGUUGAUGACGUCACGCCGAAUCUGGUGACAUCACAAGAAGAUACGACUGAGAAGAAUGUCGCGGAAGCACUGGAUGGCCACACUGAUUUGCCGAUAUUGCGAUUGGAACAACCUGCCAUGGCUCGAGGACACAGAUCGGGCUCGGUCGACUCUGCAAUGUUAACAUACUGCCCAGACGGCUUUAAAUUACCAGAUUUUCAAUCACUCCACGAGGAAACUUGUCAGAACAAACUUCAGUUGGAAGACCUUGAGGCAGAUGAAGAGGAACUUAAAGCUGAAAAAGACAUGUGGAAUCUUGACGAUGUGGCGCACACGGAACCAGACUUCGAGCAGCUCAAAGAAACCGACCUGGCAGAUCUGAGAACCAUGAUCAGAGACUACGAGCUGCACAACAGCGCGCUCUUCACUCUGGCCAGGGAGCUCAGGAUAGAGUUGCUCAGGGUUCAGGAACAGAAACAUCAUCUAAAAAGUACACUAAAAUGCAUGAAAAAAGAUUGACGAGUAGUACAUAGUAGUUGCAGUGUACAUACUAAAGUUUCCCGUUUGAUCCAAAUAUCUUUUAUGGAGUUAGAUACAUAUUUAUAAUGAACUUUAGAUGAGAUGUUACUGUGUGCUGGCUUUUGGUUUUCUAGGUUUUGCUUAAAAAGUAUAUAAAAGUGUUUUCUUAGAUAUAGAGAUAAUAUUGUGUCGCGAUAAGAUGUUAGAAUGGUAAUGAGCGACCAUAAAAGUUGGUUUUCAAUUUGGCGAUUUAUGAUUUAAAUUUUGGAUAAUUUACUUGAUCGACUUUUGUCCAUAAACAUGCUGCAUUUACUGUUGCAUUUGACAGAUUCAGACUUCAAACUUUAUCGAUAGUUCAGUGUUGAUUUUGUUGCUCAUAAUCUUUAUUAAAUGCCAUAUUGAAUAGCAUUUAAUUACGUUUAUUUUGCCUGGAAGUUCAAUUUCGUGUUCUUUGUCGAAAUUGAGGAUUUGUUAUUUGAAUUGCAUUUUAUAGAACAUUGAUAUCGAAUUUUUUCAUUUAUGUUUACUUACAAUACAAUA